Molecule: messenger RNA, 1110 nt
Organism: Gambusia affinis (western mosquitofish)
Lineage: Eukaryota; Metazoa; Chordata; Actinopteri; Cyprinodontiformes; Poeciliidae
Exons: 6
Coding region: 30-1013 (327 amino acids)
Source: RefSeq, a predicted model, not a curated record
GCAAACCUCUAUCGGAUCACCAGAAAAGAAUGCUUUUAAUUUAUUUACUCUUGAUGCUCAAAGAUGGUCGUUGUAAAGAUCAUCCCAUUAUUGAAACACAAACUGUAAAUGUUGGAGGACUUGUGAAGAUGACAUGCUCACGCAGGUCUGCUGGAGAAAUAAUUUGGAUGAGGAUAGAUUCUGGAAAUUCUGCUGAAAAUCUUGCGAAUACUGGGAAUAUGUAUCCUCAUAUUGAAUUUGAUAUAGGUGUUGGAAUAUGGGUGUUAAAGAUAAAGAACGCAAGUUUAAAUGAUUCUGGAAUUUAUUUCUGUCUUAGAAAGCAUCAGGGAAACAAGACAUUUAUGAAACUGACAUAUCUGACAGUUAAAGAAUCUGCUGUCACCACGGUGCCCACAUCUGUUCCACCUCAUCUCCAUGACUCAGUGACUCUCCAUUGCUCAGCUUUCCGUGCCUCUCAAAAUAAAUCAUGUCCUGAAGAUGAGAAUUUGCUCUGUUUUAGAGCCGAGUCAAUUGAGACGUUUCCAGGUUUCAACUUAAUUGACAAUGCAGAGGAAAGUGGAUUCAAAUUUAACUCUGAAGGAUGUCUCUACAGCUAUUUCAAGAAUUCCAGUUUGUCUGAUACUCAGAUGUAUCACUGUGGUGUGGCAAAGGAUGACCAGAACAUAUCUAGAGAAAAAUCAAAGCCCACCACUGAAGCAGAAAACACAGGAGAUUCAAGAAAUUACUAUACAGUUGCCUGUCUACUGAGUGCUGCUUUGGCUAUCUGUUUGGCUAUUAUGGCCUUCCUCAUAUAUUUAGUUAUAGAAAUUAAUAAACAGUUAAAAGAUUCUCGCAAUGUUGCACUGCAAGUACAUGAACCAAUCGAAGGAAAUCCAGAAAGUCAGAAGUCACAGGAGGACUUGGUUUAUUCAUCAGUUUCCACAAGAAGAAAAGCCAGCAAAAAAAGAACAGGGGCCACAGCAGCUGAAGAGCAAGAUGUCAUCUACACAGAAGUUAAUGUUCUUGGGGUCUGAAAAGCUAAUUUAUAUGUUUCUGAUUUUUAUCUAAAGACCAAAUGUAAGAUGCACUUUAUUGUUUUUUUUUUGUUUGUUUGUUUUUGAUUUUCUUUUU